This is a messenger RNA of Pyricularia pennisetigena, 243 nucleotides long. RefSeq lists its product as uncharacterized. NCBI's taxonomy places the organism in Eukaryota, Fungi, Ascomycota, Sordariomycetes, Magnaporthales, Pyriculariaceae. Bases 1 to 243 code for a protein of 80 amino acids. The record is from RefSeq and is a predicted model, not a curated record. Gene Ontology annotation, biological process: mitochondrial electron transport, cytochrome c to oxygen. The transcript is spliced from 2 exons.
AUGAUCUCCGCCGCUGCAGCCCGCGCUGCCCAGCGCACCACGACCUCGCUCGUCUCCCGCCGCGCCUUCCACGCAACCCGUGCCCGGCUCUCGUCGCCGUACCACUACCCCGAGGGUCCUUACACCAACAUUCCCUUCAACCCCAAGACCAAGUUCUUCUUUGUCAGGUACUGGCUCUUCAUGGCCACUGGCUUCUUUGCCCCCUUCGGCAUUGCUGCCUGGCAGACGUACAAGCCCAGGUAA